AUGGGAAAGAGAGAAAGAGAUUCAAGUAGAAAGGGUAGAUCUAAGGGUAAAGGUUCAGAUGACUCAGAUGAGGAUUAUGUAAUAUCAGAUGAGGAAGAAGAAGAAGAAGAGUAUGACGAAGCUGUUGAUCUCAACGAGUUUGAUGAUUGUGAUCUCAAGGAGUAUGAAGAUUCGUUUGAUGGUUGUGAUGUCUCCGAUGCUGUGCAGGAUGAGGAGUUUAAUGAGGUGGAAGAGGAAGAUGUUAUGCUGAGGAAUGUUGAGUGGCCAAAGGUGAAAACUGGUCCUCGUGGUAACCGGAAGAUUACGGGAUGCAAGUCACGAAAGAUGGAACAUGUUGUUGCAUCUGACAAUGAAGAUGUGGAUCUAGAUGAUGCGGAUGACGAAGAAGAGGAGGAGGUAAGAGGUUCAGGGAAGGCUUUUGGAAGGUCGAAUGUUAAAGAUCUUUCUCUGGAUGAAGAGAACCACGCAAGAGUUGGCUUGGGGAAGAGAAGGAGAGUUUUCUUUGACGAAGAAGAUGAAGAUGAAGACUAUCCAGAGGAGCAUGGCGAGGAGGAAAAAGAAGAAGAGAGGGAUGUGGAAAAUGCCAGCUGUGAAAAGGUGGAUUUAGAUUCUGGUCAUAAUGGUGAAGACGGAGAGAUGAUGACAUUGGAAGAGCAGGACAAUGUGUCACACGAGACUGAAAAGGAAGAUGAUGGAGAUUAUGAAGAGGAUGAGGAUGGCGAUGAAGAGUUUACCGCAGAUGAAGAAGAGGUCUCACUAGACGAGGAAGAGGAAGAGGAAGAGGAAGAUGAAGAAGAAAAGAUUUGUAAGAGAAACAUGCGGAAGCAUAGAUCUAGAGGAGGCCGUAAAAGAAGAAAGAAAGGCUCCGUUGCACAAACUUGUUUGACAAGUGGAAGAAAGAGACGAGGGAAGAACACAAAGGAAGGAGUUUAUGAAGAUGAUGAUGACUGCUUGCCUGCAAGAAAGAAGGUGAAGACGAGAUCAUCAAGGCCAAGGCCAAGGCCAAGGCGUCGGUGUACUAUGCAAUCAGAUUCAGACAAUGCCUCCUCUGGAGAAUCCAAUCACGAGUACACAAUCUCAGAGGAGGAAAGAGAGCAGGUAAGAGAAGCCAGUAGUUUGUUGAGAAGUAGGGUGAAGCAUGUGUCAUCUAUAAAAAAAACUACGGUUGUUAAAGAUGUACCUCAGCUUCGUAAGUCACCUGCAAAGAAGGUAGAGCUGGUGAAAAGGGAUGUGAUGAAAAACGUGUGUGGGAUUUGUCUGUCUGAGGAAGACAUGCGAAGACUGAAGGGAACACUGGACUGUUGUAGUCAUUACUUCUGUUUCACUUGCAUAAUGGAGUGGUCGAAAGUAGAAUCUCGAUGCCCUCUAUGCAAGCAACGGUUCAGAACAAUCAGUAAACCUGCAAGAUCUACACCUGGAGUUGAUUUGAGAGAAGUUCUGAUACAUGUACCUGAACGUGAUCAGGUCUAUCAACCGACUGAGGAAGAGUUGAGGAGUUAUCUUGACCCCUACGAAAAUAUAAUAUGUUCUGAAUGUCACCAAGGUGAAGAUGAUGGGCUUAUGUUGCUUUGUGAUCUCUGUGAUUCAUCUGCACAUACAUACUGUGUUGGACUAGGGAGGGAAGUUCCUGAAGGAAACUGGUACUGUGAAGGUUGUAGACCUGUUGCACUUGGAUCAGCUAGUUCCCAAUCGCAUACUACAUCCGAGCAGCCAAGGGUCAGUGGCUUUUAUAGUAGACCGUCACCUCUUGUAGUUUCUGGACAACAUCAAGAUCCGUCUUUGCUAGUCUCCCCACGUACACCAUUUGCCAAUGGCGAGUACCUUUUUUCUUCUCCAAGGCUUCCUAAUAGUGAUGUUCAAGGCUCUUCUCCUUCGGGCUUAGGGGCAACUACAUUAUCAAGAAGAAGGACGCUUCAUAGACACAUUCAAAAUAUUAUCAACGGUGAUAGACUUAUUAAUAUGGGUAGUAGAGGUGGUGGAACAUCGAUGAUUGCUAACACGAGUGGUGGUUUUUUGACUACACAAAGUCAUGGCAGAGAAAGAGAAGCGUCUGAACCUUCACUACAAACAGGGAUGUCAUUGUAUGCUAUCUCCGAGGAAAGACAACAGAAUAACAAUCCAUUGAUAUCUUCCCAUGGCACUGAGCUUUUGUCUCCAAGAUUGGAUUAUUUUGGAAGCGAACAAGCAGUAGGACGUUUCUCUAAUGAUACAUUUCUUGGUAAUCGAUCUAUCAAUUUAGGAUUGCAUCAUGGAGUGGCUCAGGGUGAUCCCUUGUUUGGUAAUCAACAACAUCUACGUAGCUGCAUGCCAAGCACAAUGCCUUUCACCGGAGAAGAACAACUGCAGCACAGAGUUAAUGCCCAUCUCAAGAACUUGUCCUGUCAAAUUAACUUAGGUCAAGCCACGUUUGACGAGAUUUCCACGCGCUCAUUACACACAAUAUUGGCAGCUUGUGGACUGGAACACAAGAGCAGUGAAGUCCAUCUUGUUCCGCCACCAGUAAUGUGCCUUCACGAUGAUAUGAGACCUUGCAGCAGCAGUAGUAACAACAGCAGCAGCAGUCUGAUGAAAGGGUGUUGCUAUUCAUGUUUUGAUUCAUUUGUAGAAGAUGUAGUUAAGAUGAUUCUGGACACAAGACAACCCCAUUGGUUGAGGUUAUGACUCCACUAAAAGAAAUCACUGCUUGCUUCAAUUUGUUUAGAUUUGUUAGAAAUCGAUUUUUCUUUUUGCUUUUGUUCAGAUUCUGAACCUUUAAUUUUAGCCAUUGUAUAUGAUAAAGUGGGAAUAUUCAUAUUCACGUAAAAGGAAUUUGAUUUUUUAUUAC
Molecule: messenger RNA, 2824 nt
Organism: Eruca vesicaria subsp. sativa (arugula)
Lineage: Eukaryota; Viridiplantae; Streptophyta; Magnoliopsida; Brassicales; Brassicaceae
Source: the annotation of a GenBank genome assembly